Suillus subaureus is the source of this 1704-nucleotide messenger RNA. Its product is annotated as glycoside hydrolase superfamily. Bases 1 to 1515 code for a protein of 504 amino acids. The record is from RefSeq and is a predicted model, not a curated record. The transcript has 15 exons. Lineage: Eukaryota; Fungi; Basidiomycota; Agaricomycetes; Boletales; Suillaceae. Gene Ontology annotation, biological process: carbohydrate metabolic process. Gene Ontology annotation, molecular function: hydrolase activity, hydrolyzing O-glycosyl compounds; carbohydrate binding. Gene Ontology annotation, cellular component: extracellular region.
AUGGUACAUCUCUACUCUGCCCUGACGGCUGCGAUGGCAGCAUUCACGUGCUUCGGAGAGGUCGCCUCUGUACCUCUUGAGGAGAUGCUGAGAGGCCUGACUCCAAAAGCAAGGAAUGUGUUGAAGCGUGCUACCCCAGUAGCCCCCCAUUUCGUUUUAUACAGUGACGCGUACGUUUCCAGCGAACCAACGGUGUCAGAUAUUUCGGGCUUCAAUGUGUUUGCAUUGUCUUUCCUCGUGGAAUAUGGUGCAGCAGAUCAAGCUCAGGAAUGGGAAGAGCUUACAGCAUCUCAACGUUCUUCGAUUCUUUCCGAGUACCAGGCGGCAGGUAUCUCACUCAUUGUGUCCCUUUUCGGGUCCACUGAGACCCCCACUUCAUCGGGAUACGACCCCAUCGAUACCGCGAAUACUAUGGCAGCUUGGGUUAUCGAAUAUGGCCUCCAGGGUGAUUUCGCUGCAUUCGACGCUGGUACUGGCUCUGCUGAGCAGUGGCUCGGCAACUUCACCACCCAGCUGCGCACACAGCUUCCUCAGGGCCAAUAUAUAUUGACUCAUGCUCCUGUUGCACCAUGGUUUUCUCCUAAUUAUUGGGGUGGUGGAGGAUACCUCUGGGUAGAUUCUGUGGUCGGCAGUAUGAUUGAUUGGUAUAAUGUGCAGUUUUACAACCAGGGCACAACGGAGUACACAACUUGUGAUGGUCUCCUGUACAACUCCUCGACUGCUUGGCCACAAUCUGCACUCUUCCAAAUUGCUGAUAGCGGUAUUUCUCUGAACAAGCUUGUGAUUGGCAAGCCUGCUACUUCAGCACAAGCCACCAACGGGUACAUAGACCCAUCUCUCUUAGCGUCCUGUGUUUCCUCGGCCUAUGCUUCUGGAUGGAAUGCCGGUGUAAUGGUUUGGGAGUAUCCUUACGCUGGUUCCUCAUGGAUCGCGACUGUGCGCGGGGACACCUGGCCAAUGCCCACAACUACGACGUCUGCGACGCCGACAAGCACCAGUACCUCAACACCCGGGACUUGCACAGGUGUUGCUGCAUGGUCUGCCGGUGAGGCCUAUACCGGAGGUGCUGAAGUGACCUACGAUGGGUACCUGUGGACCGCAAGCUGGUGGACGGAGGACGACACCCCCGGAGGUUCCGCGGGUGUCUGGGUUAACGACGGAGCUUGCACCUCUACGAGCAUUGGCACUACAAGCAUUAGCACCACACCGACGAGCACCAGUAUCAUAUCAACGAGCACCAGUACCACACCGACAAGCACCAGUACCACACUGACAACUCCCGGGACCACUUGCGCAGGUGUUGCUGGAUGGACCACUGGUGUGGCUUAUACCGGAGGUGAUGAAGUGACCUAUGGUGGGUACCUGUGGGCUGCGAGCUGGUGGACGGAGAACGACACCCCUGGAGGUACCGCGGGUGUCUGGGUUAACGACGGAGCUUGCACCUCUACAGCCACCGCCCCACCUAAGCAUAGGGCUCUCCUAGCCCCUAUUGUCACAUCUGCGCCUGCUUUGUAAAGGCAUUGAUGGGCGCCGCCCCACGCUGCUCACCUGCUGCAGCAGGGGCUCCGUGAUAUGUACCGUAAUAGAUGAUGAAACGAGAUAUGACGAUAGCGAUGUAUUAUUAUUGUAUUCCAUUACUAUUUUCACUAGCAACUUAUGGGGUAGUUUCUCGCGAUACCCGCUAUACUUAUGAUCAUUUUUGUU